Ilex paraguariensis (yerba mate) is the source of this 563-nucleotide messenger RNA. NCBI's taxonomy places the organism in Eukaryota, Viridiplantae, Streptophyta, Magnoliopsida, Aquifoliales, Aquifoliaceae. The record is from the annotation of a GenBank genome assembly.
CUGACAGUUUCAAUUGCCUGAAAGUUGCGCAGAUUCAGCUUUCUUCUUCCUUGAAACCCCCAUGACAUAGUACCCAACCCUUCUCACCUCCAUUAGACCCACCAAAAGAAGGAAGCUUUCCUUCAACUAAGUUCUUGAUCUGGAUGAAGGCCAUGGAAUUCAAGCCUGCCAUUGUUGCCUUUUUUCUAAUCUUCCUCAUUGCCUUGCCUUGUCUUUCUAGAGGGAGAUUGGAUGUGUCAAAUAUGGAUUCUGGGAUCUAUGACAUUGAUUAUACAGGUCCAAAGACCCACUCUUCCUUUCCUCCACCAAAAGGAUCAGGUGGGAAGCCUAAUUAUAAUCGAAAAAGUGUGGUGGCACCUCGCAAAUCCAAUGAUUUGAGAGGUGAACAUGCAGGAGGAAAUAAGAAGAAAAUUCAUGGAUGAAAAGGUUUUGGUAAUGCAAUGUUUGUAAUAGUUUGGCACAAGGUAUUACAGUAAAGUUCCUUUAUUUCGAUUCGCAAAGAUCAGCGUGUUUCUUAAUUUACUUUUCGUAAGUUUGUGUACCAAUGGAAAUUUGAUCUGUGA